This is a messenger RNA of Melanaphis sacchari, 588 nucleotides long. It is a transcript of the gene Manf, whose product is annotated as mesencephalic astrocyte-derived neurotrophic factor homolog. The record is from RefSeq and is a predicted model, not a curated record. Lineage: Eukaryota; Metazoa; Arthropoda; Insecta; Hemiptera; Aphididae. The coding region runs from base 1 to 522 and encodes 173 amino acids. Gene Ontology annotation, biological process: dopaminergic neuron differentiation; neuron projection development. The transcript is spliced from 4 exons. Gene Ontology annotation, cellular component: endoplasmic reticulum.
AUGGAUAAACACAUAUUGUUCGUGUGUGUGUUUUUCAUUGUUAAUGUGUUUCAAGUGCAAUCGCGAACAUUUACUGAAGAAGAUUGCCCUGUUUGUGUCAGUACAAUUGAUAAGUUUUCGAAAUCACUCGAAGGUGAAAAAAGUCCAAAGAAUAUCGAAGAACAAUUCAGAAAAUAUUGUUUGACUACAAAGAUUGAUAAGGAAAAAAGACUGUGUUAUUAUUUGGGCGGACUUGAAGAUUCUGCAACUGGUAUAUUAAGUGAAAUGUCUAAACCUUUAUCAUGGUCUAUGCCGGCACUUAAAAUCUGUGAACGCUUGAAGAAAAUGGAUGCUCAAGUGUGCGAUAUUAAAUUUGACAAAGAAAUUGAUUGGAAGACAGUCAACUUAAAGAAAAUGAAAGUGAAAGAUUUGAAGAAAAUAUUGGAUAAUUGGGGAGAAAUUUGUGACGGUUGUUUAGAAAAGACAGAUUAUAUCAAAAGAGUUGAAGAAUUAAAACCCUCUUACGUCAAAGAUGAAUUAUAAAUAAUGAAAUUAAUUAUCCCGUGUACUGUAUAAAUAUAAUUUUUUUUAAUACAAUAUUGUUUUUUA